Sparassis crispa is the source of this 1596-nucleotide messenger RNA. RefSeq names its product acetyl-CoA synthetase-like protein. The record is from RefSeq and is a predicted model, not a curated record. Gene Ontology annotation, molecular function: medium-chain fatty acid-CoA ligase activity. NCBI's taxonomy places the organism in Eukaryota, Fungi, Basidiomycota, Agaricomycetes, Polyporales, Sparassidaceae. The coding region runs from base 1 to 1596 and encodes 531 amino acids. Gene Ontology annotation, biological process: fatty acid metabolic process. The transcript is spliced from 3 exons.
AUGGUUGCUUUCAGGACUCAUCUCACUGUCCUCGCUGAAUCAGCUGCUCGCUAUCCAUUGUCUCCCGUAUUCAGGACGCCAUUGUUUGACCAAAAGACCACCAAGGUGCUAGAAUGGCGUAUCAUUACCUUUAGUCAGUUUCAAUCAGACGUCGAGCACUUCGCACGAUACUGGGGUCGCACACUGAAAGGAGUACCGCAACGUUCCGUAGUCGGACUGUGGCUCGGUGGCUUGUCAUACGUCGAUGCCCUUCAUAUCUACGGCAUGGCCCGUGCUGGAUACGUUCCCCAGCUCUUCUCAUUGCGACUCCCCAACCCUGACGUCAUCUACGAUCUCAUGCGUAAAUCCAACGCGAAGUCUCUCGUUUACGACCCGACAUAUGCCGUCGAUCUCACAAGUAGUCCUUUUCCCGUCCACCCUGCUGUAGAUGUCAGCAGCAUAGAUCUCCGUAGCGCCCCAUUACCUCGCAUGAUCGAAGCGAUCAAGGGUACCGACACGAUCAUGAUAUUCCAUACAUCCGGUUCGACGUCUGGGUGCCCAAAAUUAGUUCCCUGUAGCUACUUCUGGCUGAACGCGAUCAUUCACAAAGCUGGGCAGGUCAGCAAACCGAUCAGCCCAAAGCAAGAUGUCACUGUAUGGAUGGGAAGCAUGUGCCACAUCGGUCAGACAUUCAUGUUUCUCGGUUCACUCCAGCACGGUGCUUGCACCAUCCAACCCACUGAGAUUGGCUUCUCUUCUGACGAGCUGGUGGACAUGAUCAGUCGGUGCGAGCUGAACCGUCUCAACCAGUUCCCCGCGUUCCUUGGUAUCCACAUACGCAAUUCUCGCCAGAAUCCAAAACUGCUCGCUCGGCUAUGCGGUCUUGACGAGAUCCUCUACUCUGGCCAGCCCAUGCCUCGAGAAGACGAGGAGUGGGCGUACAAGAACAACAUGCGCAUCACCGACGUCUUCGGAAGCACGGAGUGCGGAGCGAUGCUGGUGUCUGUGUGUGGUGGCGGACGCCCCAAUCCUCCUGUUCGCCCUCUUCAGGGUACCAAGUACGGCUUCUUCCCCUGCUCAAUGACAUCGGAGCCUGGCUACAGCAAUGCCAAUGGGAAUCUCGUAGAGCUGGUCAUACUCGCGGAGUCGGGCGAUUGCCCAGAUCCUUCCCUGCGCUCCGCCGACGGACACUAUCACACUGGUGACCUCUUCCUCGAAGUUUCCCCGGGCGCGUAUGUAUCGCGCGGACGAAACGACGACUGGAUCAAAAGUGCCAAUGCUCUUCGCUGUGACACGAAAGCGAUUGAGGAUAACGUCCGCGCUACGUGCGGAGAUCUGGUAGCUGAUUGCAUUGUCGUGGGCAACGGGCGGCCAUCGCCCGCGCUUUUUGUCGAGCCGCUCAUCAAUAUGGAUGUGGAGAAAAUUAGAAAGGAGAUCAUCCGCAAGACGAGACAUUUUCACUCCAGGCGGUACCUCCACGAGCGCAUCACCUCGCCGAACAUGGUAAUCAUUGUUCCAGCCGGCACUCUCCCGCGCACUGCGACGAAAGCGAACAUCAGGCGCCGCGCUGUCGAGGACAUGUUCAAAGUAGAGCUUGAUCGUAUAUUCAACGCGUAG